AUGCGCCCGCUAGACUCGCGUAAAUGUCGACAACCAAAAAAAAAUUCGAAAAAAUCGGUGUCCGAUUCAUUCCAAAAAAGUGCAGAACGCUGUGCGAUCGGAGUGAAGCUGAGCGGUCGUUUUUCGCGGUUUUGUCACGAAGAGUAAUGAUCUUAUAAUUUUUACAAAUUUCUUGCCACAAAUUUGUAAAAACCCGCCUUUAUGUUUCCCAUCUUUAAACAUGUUGUUUGCAGGAUGAUUUACCUCUCGAUUUUUGUUCUCCUUCCUAUUUCAUCAUGGGCAUGGCUACCACAUCUUCCGCUGACUGGAAGUGUAAUCCCUAUCCCGCAAAAGAUUGUUUACCAUCAUGAGAACCGAACUGUCACCCCUGGAAAUAUCCGGAUCGACUUGGGAGAUCUGAAGGACUCGGAUAUUCUCAAAUUUGCUAAAGAGACUUAUGGUAGGUUUUAACAAGUUUGAAAAUACAACAGAAUGAUCCCUCUUGGAACAUGUUGAAUGCAUACCAUGUAUUAAUAUUGUUCCAGAAAGUGCGUAGACUUUUUUCGCACCGCACAGUGCAUGUUGCGCGACUUGCGCGACGCGAUAUAUUUCGUAACAUUUUGUACUGGUCCAAUGUUUUUGCGAUCCCAAAAUUCGCGUCAAAUUUCCGCAAAAAAAACUUUCCCGACAGAUUGAUAAAUUUUGCACACAUUUUGGACAUGGGUUACAUACUAAUCCCUGAAAGUUUUAGCUCCCGCUUUGCAGGCGCAGACAAGAUAUUGAGCCAUCUUUUCGACCAAGAGAGUACGCAAAACCCGGAGAGCGGUCAGAGAUAAGAACACUUCUAGGCCGUAUUUUUUAUAUGAAUUGUGUCACGGAAAAAUCAAAUUGUUUUUUACUUCAACGGCGCGAGCGACAUUGUGCUCAUUAUUUUCCCGACAGACUGAUAGUUAAAGUUAUUUUUUUUUCAGAGACCCGAUGGUUUUUCCCCCACUCUCCCAAUCAAAAGAAGGAGUUGUCCAAAGCCACUGAUGACGCUGAUACUCUCGUUUUGAAAGUAACUGUGAAGGAGCUCAAGUUGGAUGAGAAAUUGUACCCUCAGCAAGGGAUGAAUGAGAAUUGUAAGUGUUUUCAUCUUUUCAUAUUAUAUUUUUUUUCAAGAAUUUAAACAUCUUUUAUUAAAUUUUUUAAUUUCAGACACCCUAACUGUCUACGAGGACUCAGGGCCUGCGUUCUUGGAAGCCGCAACUGUCUGGGGUGCUUUGAGAGGGCUUGAAACGUUCAGUCAACUUAUCUUUUUACAUGACGGGAAGGUAAGUAAAAGAAGGGGUCGCACAGAAGCUCGUUUGUCGGAAAAUCCGUCUGUCGGGAAAAUAAUGUGGAAUUUUUGCAACAUAAUUUAUCGCAGCCGCGCACAGUUCAGCCUCUGAUAGCUGUCGCAAAGCGAUGAUGAGCGAUUCCAAGACGCGACAAAUCCACAUUAUUUUCCCGACAGGCUGAUCAUAUGGAUUUGUCGCGGCAAAAAAUGUUUUGUCUCGUCGCUAGCCGCAGCUGAAGAUUUUUGGUGCGCGACUGCAGCGAGACGAGUUUUUUCGUUGCGACAGGUCCACAUUAUUUUCCCGACAGACUGAUAUGAGAGCUUGUGCAGCCCCGACUUUCAAAAGAUAGGAAACUAAUGGAUGGAUAAGCCGAAUUAAGCCUAAGCUUUAUGAAAGCUAAGCCUAAACCCACGCAAGCCUAAGCCCCAGCCUGCGCUAAAUUCAUAUCUGUCUGUCGGGAAAAUAGUGAGCACUCUGUGGCAUCGAAAAUCCCGUCGCCAAAAUGGUUUGUGUCGCUGCAAAAUCAAAUUGCUUUUCACUUCAGUAACGCGAUUGACGCAGCAAAAUUGCGUCCAUUAUUUUCCCAACAGACUGUUAAAAUAAGUCUAGGGCAUUGUCCUGGGAAGAAAAAAGUCCAUGAGUUCUUUGUAGAAAAUUAGCGGCCCUCAGAUUGGUAGAACUAUCCAAAACCAAUUUUUUCUCUAAAUGAGCCUUUACAUCGCCCAUUUUCAGUAUUACAUCCGCUCAGCACACAUCAAAGACUGGCCUGAAUACCCCUACCGCGGCCUUCUCAUCGACUCCGGAAGACAUUUCAUCCCCAAAAACGUCAUCAAACGGCAGAUUGUAAGCUCCACAAGUCAUCAUGAUCUCUGACUUUUCAUUAAAUUUCAGGACCUGCUGUCACAAAACAAGUUCAACGUUCUGCAUUGGCAUGUCUCCGACUCGGAAUCGUUUCCAUAUGUUUCAAAGAAGUUCCCGGAAAUAGCCAAACAAGGCGCCUAUGACAAGAAGUACACUUAUUCGCCAGAGGAUGUGCAAGAAAUUGUGGAGCACGCCCGACUUCGAGGAAUUCGAGUGCUGGCCGAGUUCGAUACACCAGGUAAGCUUCGUAUACGCCAGGUAGAUGUAGUUAAGAGGGGAUUCGACUUGAUUGCAAAAAAGGGGCCAGCAAAAAGGACAAAUGAAAAUGAGAAUAGCGUUUUCGAGCUGAUACUGGCCAUUUAAUCCCACUUACUCCGUGUGUCAGGAACACAGGGAGAUAUACAGAAAGAAAUGUUCCCAUGGUUAGCAUGUCUCUCUGGCAUAUAAAUCUUUGUCUUUCUACGUGUAAAAGGAGUUUGAUCCGUUCGUACCAGAGAACUGCACUCAUAAUUAUGUACGUAUACAGCCGAGAUAGAAAGUUUAAACAUCCGCAAUCACUCAUACGAAUUGCUGCUCUGUUAGAAUACACUGAUGUUUCUCUUUUUUACACUUCACGGGAUUUUAUUCCGUUGCUUGAUUUUUUAUUUUUGUUACUUCCAUGAGCCCAUAUAUGCGGUAUAUAGAUGCAUACAAUACCACAGGUUUGUCAUCCCUCAGAACAAGAAGCCGUCUAAUAAGACAAAAAAUUCUGUGCGUAGAUUUCAUUUAGUUUAAUUUAUUUUCUACUAUGUGCUUAAUUGACAAGUCAAUGCGUUGAUCAUGAGGAAAAUUAACAUUUCAAUUUUUCAUGAGGUUCAGUAGCUUUAUAAAAAUAAGAGGUCUCAUUAAUAAAAAAGAUUGCCCCCGGUGCGGAAUAGUAUCAGAUUACUUUCAAGACUUGUGGCUUUAUUUGAACGUUUGGAAUAUCAAUAACGACUCCUUGUGAACAGUGGAACCCCAGUAGGAUGAACUUUUGUUCAACAAACCACCUAUUUAAAAAAAACUUUUGGUCCCAUCCGAUGCGUUGCACAGAGGAUUGAGUGUAUUUUGGACCAGUUUGGCUCUGCAGAGUUAUUACACGUAAUAAGGUCUUUCCCUCAUAUUCAGAAUAGGUUUAUUUCGGAGUGUGAAAAUUUAAAACCUUAAAAUUGCAGGCUCAGAUCAGGUGAGCUAAAAAGCCUUGACAUGUUUAAAUUGACAAAACAUGUCAAGACUUUUGGCUCGCCUAGUCUACACACAUGUCAAUAGCCUUGCACAAGACUCGUACAUCAACUAUUCCUUGAUGAAACAAUAUGAGAAGCUUUUCUUGUUGCUCAAAAAUGCAUGCACAAGGGCACUUGCCGUUCAUCUUAGGUGGUGAUGGAGGACUUCUACAUGUUUGCUAAAACAAAAAAAAUCAUGAUUUUAAGGAAAGAGGGAAGAAUUGAAAACACUCCGGAGAGGCCUGACCGUGUUGGCCCGCGGGCCGCAAAGAUCGUCCCGGCCUGACUGUCACCUCUAGGUAAGCCAAAAAAAGUAAAAUCAGCAUACUUCAAUGUAGUUGUGUAUCUGAUAAUCUUCCACCGUCCUAGGAUCCCAGAUUCUUGAUUUCACUCCAUUGACUAUGUAAAGACAUGCCUGGCACAUGUGGCAUUCCGGAGAACAGAAGCCUGUAUAAAAUAAGACAAAAAUAAUCACAAUCGGUAGCUUCAACAUUUCAGUUUUGAUGCGACGGCUUCGUUUAAUAGCAUUCCUUUUAUACUUUUAUCUGUGUGCGAUUAGAACGAAAAUGCGUUGUUGAUGAGGGCGAAUAUUUACAUUUUAAUUUAUACAAUCGCAAUUUUUAUGUCUCUGAACCAAAAAAUAGAUGACAAAAAAUGGAUUCAUUAAGCCGGGGAAUGUCUAUGUUGUGGAAUAAAUAUCACUGAACGCUUUUCAACAGAGUGCUUUUCCGUCUUUAACGUAAAAAUCAUAAUAAAAAUUACAUGCACAUAGUCCUCGAAACUCUUUGGCAUAACUUUCCGAUCUUACAAUUAGCGGAGUUGCACGAUUGCGGAAAAAGACAAUUAAGGAAACCGGAAAGUAUUAUUUUUCUUCGCGCUUUGAUUGCGUUAACAUUUCUCUAAUGAUAGAGAAGGAAAAGGAAGUUCUCGAGACUCCCUCCUGUGUUCCUGAGGGGUAUAAGCUCUACGCCCAAGAGAAGUAUCCGCGCCAAAAGUUCCGUUACAUGAUGGAGCUGUUCAAGGACGCCAAUCGCGUCAGCACAAGUACAAAGACUUGAAGAGAGACUGUUCGGCGAAUCUGAGCUGACAUAUGUAGACAGGGAUGACGAUGCCUUUGGUCCCAAGUUGAUUUCGUUUUCAUUGGCUCAACUUAUAAGUCAAUCAGGAAGACCUAUCGGUCUCAUCUCUCCUUCAUGGUCGCUGGAAAUGUCGAAAUUAGGAUAAUCGAGGGUGCUGAUUUCGAUGACAUUAAUUGUUUUGAUUCUUUCUGUUUUCCUUAUGUAGUACUGUAAAGUAGUUCUUUUUGAUUUUUUUCGUAAAAUACUGGAUAUAGGGGUUUUCGAGGGUGCUGAUUUCGAAAAUGAUGUUCAUUUUUUCUGGUUGUUACUUUUUUCUUAAGUAGUACUGCCAAGUAGUAAUUUCUUGAAAAUUUUCCAAAAAUACUGGAUUUAGGGGUUUUAGAAGGUUCUGGUCAAAAAUUAUGUUAACUUUUCCUCUAGUACUAAAUAGUACUAUCUGAAACUGUUUAUGUAAUACGAGAUGUAAAUUUGGCCUUUCGGUGUUAGUGGUGUUGUUAGUGGUGGUUCUCAGUACCCCUAUUUUCACCUCGUACUACAUAGUAUCACGCAGUACUAGGUCCGCCGGUCAAAUUCCCGAUCUCAGCCUUCAACUUUUAAAGCCAUAAUUUUUAGGUCACAUGGCAUCGUGGAGAGGAAUUCAAGGUUUGAUGACAAACUGCAGUAAAGAAGAACCGAAUGUCUUGGAUCCCUCAAAAGAGUCGACUUUUCAGUUUUUGGAACAAUUCUUCACCGAAAUUAAAGAGACCUUCCCGGAAAGUUGGAUCCAUCUUGGCGGUGAUGAAAUUCAUAUGUUUAGUCAGUGCUGGUAAGUGCAUUGGACCUUUCUGUGAACUAGUUACUAGCAUUUUCAAGUGUCUGGACAUUUUUUCGCUGUCGCACAGUGCAUCUUGAACUUUUUCCCACGCUUGUCGCCAACGCACAGUGCAUUUUUUUUUGCACAGUGCAUCUUGAACCUUUUCCCACGCUUGUCGCCAACGCACAGUGCAUUUUCCUUUUGCGGACCGUGCAAGCCUCAAAAAAGCCGAUUGCACUGUGCACAUUUUUGAGCAAGACCGCAGCAGCGCAGUUGAGAAAAAGCUUACGUCGCAGCGAUACUUUAAAUGCACUGUGCAAAAACAAAAAAAGAUGAGUGCACGGUGCAAAAAAUUGGGGAUUUUUGUGCACGGUGCGGACCGCGACAAAUGUCCAGACGUUUUGUGAAAAUGCUAAAAUCCGUCUGUCGGGAAAAUAAUGAACAUUUGGGCGGUUCGAAAACCGCAUCGCCGCCGAGAAAAUGAAUUGUGUCGCGGGAAAAUCAUAUCGCUUUUCACUUCAGCGACGCGAAUGGCGCAGCGACUGCUCAUUAUUUUCCCGACAGAAUAAUAGCAUAACUUAAGGUAAUUUUCAGGGAGAACAGCCCCAAUGUAGUCAAGUUUAUGGAGUCUAAAGGCUGGGCGAAGAACGUAACAGCGCUGGUCAACUAUUAUUUCGAUAGGUAAAUCUAUAUAUCUAAUAUAUAUUAUUUUUGAGACAAAAAGAUUUAUUCCAAGCUUCCAACUCACAUAUUUUCAGAUUCCAAGGGAUCAUUGAGAAGGUUUACGGCACCAAGAAUGGGGAUAACAUUUUGAUGUGGGAGGAAGUCUUUCAAAAUAACAAUCCAGUAAGCCUCAAUGUCUAGAGCAAUUUUUUGAAUUGUUUUUUUAACUUUUUUUUCAAUUAUGUUUUACCACCGUAAUUUCUCGAUUUUAGCGCCCGAACAGUGUCGCCCACGUCUGGUUGAACCGAAAUUUGGUCGCCCAAACAACCGCAAAGGGGCAUCGGACCAUCGUUUCGCAGGGCUGGUAUCUCGACCACAUUCAUGGAGGCGAAGAUUGGCAUGAUCUGUAUUCAAACGACCCUCGAGGCUUCACCGGCUCGGAGAAACAAAAGUCCCUGGUGAUUGGAGGAGAAGCCUGUAUGUGGGGCGAGUUUAUCGAUGCGACGAAUUUGGAGACAACUGUUUGGUAAGGAUAAGAUUGAAAGUAUCUUACAGGGGAAAUACUCAAAAUGCGAUACUCAGAUUUUGAUGAAAUUUGGCGCAAAUUUAGAAUGUUCUUUUCUGAAAUAUAUGCGAGAAUCCUAGCUCGCGCUUUGCAGAAACAACCGAGAUUUUUAGAUCGAAAGUGGGCGAAAAUUUGACACUUUUUGCCGAAUUUCGGCACGAAAAGUUUCAUGCCUAUUUCUACUGUAAACGGUAAUGUUUUUUUUUUUUGGAUCUUCCCUUGUAAAUGAAUACUGCUCUCUGAUAGGACUAGAUAUUAUGAUUGCAAUUUCUUUUACAGGCCCCGAGCAACCGCCGUAGCCGAAAGAUUGUGGUCCAACCCGUCGAUGAAGGCUGCCGAAGCGCAAGCUCGAAUGCACGAACAAAGAUGUCGAUCACUUGGCCGAGGCUUCUUCGUCCGACCCGCACAUGGCCCGGACUUUUGCCCAUUCAAUGUCGAUUUUCCAUACCCAGCGUAA
Molecule: messenger RNA, 6957 nt
Organism: Bursaphelenchus xylophilus (pine wood nematode)
Lineage: Eukaryota; Metazoa; Nematoda; Chromadorea; Rhabditida; Aphelenchoididae
Source: the annotation of a GenBank genome assembly